CGCUCACAGGUCUCCUCCUCGCUGACUCUGAAAGAACAGAGCAGCAAGCGGUGUGUGGUUCGAUUCCGGCCAACGAAGCGGCUGAUCGAGCGAGCAUGGGGUCGAGGAGGCCGAGGUUGCCGGUGUUCGGCGACGAAGGUGGCGGCGGCGGCCAGGGCAGGGGCGCGGGAGGCCGCGGCCGGGGCGGCUUCGGCUUCUACCCUCAGCAAGGCGGCCGCGGAGGAGUAGGCCCCUACCAGCCUCGCGCCGCGGCGCAGCAGUGGCGCCCGGCCGCCCCUGCUCCGGCGCAGACGCACGCCAAUGGCGGCGGUCCGGCCGCCACGAUAGCUCCCGAGCUGCGCCAAGCAAAGACCGAGGACGCCGUUCCGGCUCCGCCAGUCCCGGCCUCGCCGCCGUCGGAUGCCCUCGAGGCCGUCGCCGACCACCUCCAGGACGUCACCGACCAGUUCGACGCCCUGUCCAUGGACGGCGACGUCAGCGACUCGGCCUCGGUCACCGCCGCCGGCCGGGAGCUCGUCGUGGCCCGGGCGCCGAUCCCGCGGCCGGACAGCUCGUGCAAGUUCCCGCACCGCCCCGGGAGCGGGCGGGCCGGCACGCGGUGCCUGGUGAAGGCCAACCACUUCCUCGCCGAGCUGCCAGACAAGGACCUGCACCAGUACGACGUGGCAAUCACGCCGGAGACGUCGCGGGUGUCCGGCCGCGCCGUCAUGGGCGAGCUGGUGCGCCUGCACCGGGCGUCCUACCUCGGCGGCCGCCUCCCGGCCUACGACGGCCGCAAGAGCAUGUACACCGCCGGCCCGCUGCCCUUCACCUCCAAGGAGUUCCACAUCACCGUGCUCGAGGAGGACGACGGCUCCGGCCAGGAGAGGCGCGAGAGGACCUUCAAGGUGGUGAUCAGGUACGCGGCGAGGGCCGAUCUGCGCCGCCUCGAGCAGUACAUCGCCGGAAGGCAGGCCGAAGCUCCCCAGGAGGCCCUGCAGGUUCUUGACAUCGUCCUGCGUGAGCUGCCUACAGCUAGAUAUGCGCCGUAUGGUCGAUCGUUCUUCUCGCCGGACUUCGGGAGGAGGCGGUCCCUCGGCGACGGGGUUGAGAGCUGGCGCGGGUUUUAUCAGACCAUUCGGCCUACUCAGAUGGGAUUGUCGCUCAAUAUCGAUAUGUCAGCGACAUCUUUCUUCGAGCCGCUGCCUGUCAUCGAUUUUGUUGGGCAGCUUUUGAACUCUGACAUUCACUCAAGGUGCCUCUCGGAUGCCGAGCGUGUCAAGAUAAAGAAGGCCCUAAGGGGAGUGAAGGUAGAAGUUACUCACCGUGGCAACAUACGGCGCAAGUAUCGGAUAUCUGGUUUAACACCUCAGGCGACUAGGGAGCUAAGUUUUCCCGUUGAUCAAGGGGGCACGGUGAAGUCUGUUGUCCAGUAUUUUCAGGAGACAUAUGGGUUUGCCAUCCAGCACAUCAACCUUCCCUGUCUGACAGUCGGCAACCAGCAGCGUCCAAAUUACCUCCCCAUGGAGGUCUGCAAAAUAGUGGAGGGGCAGAGGUACUCCAAGAGGCUGAACCAGAGUCAGAUAAGAGCUCUUCUUGAGGAGACGUGUCAGCGCCCACAUGACCGGGAGCGCGACAUAGUUCAGAUGGUGAAUCACAAUUCUUACCAUGACGAUCCGUAUGCAAAAGAGUUUGGUAUUAAGAUCAGCGAGCGCCUGGCAUCGAUCGAGGCACGGAUUUUACCCGCUCCUCGGCUUAAGUACAGCGAGACUGGUAGAGAGAAGGACUGCUUGCCAAGAGUUGGCCAGUGGAAUAUGAUGAACAAGAAAAUGGUCAAUGGUGCUAGAGUCAGGAGCUGGCUGUGCGUCAACUUUGCUCGAAACGUGCAAGAGAGCAUGGCUACUGGAUUCUGCCGUGAGCUUGCUCGCAUGUGCCAAGCCUCGGGAAUGGACUUUGCUUUGGAGCCUGUUCUUCCGGUUAUAUACGUGCGCCCUGAUCAAGUGGAGAGAGGUCUGAAAGCUAGGUUCCAUGAUGCGAUGACCGCACUUGGACCGCAGCGCAAGGAGAUCGAGUUGCUUAUUGGAAUUCUCCCUGAUAACAAUGGAUCACUUUAUGGUGAUCUGAAGCGUGUCUGCGAGAUCGACCUUGGGCUAAUUUCCCAGUGUUGUUUGACAAAGCAAGUGUUCAAGAUGAACAAGCAGAUCCUGGCAAACCUUUCCCUGAAGAUAAAUGUCAAGGUUGGGGGAAGGAACACCGUACUGGCUGAUGCAUUGACAAGGCGCAUUCCUUUGGUUACUGACAAGCCGACGAUCAUAUUCGGCGCAGAUGUCACCCAUCCUCAUCCUGGUGAAGACAGCAGCCCUUCCAUUGCUGCAGUUGUGGCCUCCCAAGAUUGGCCAGAGGUGACUAAGUAUGCUGGCCUAGUCUCUGCCCAGUCUCACAGGCAGGAACUAAUAGAGGAUCUUUACAAUGUGACUCAUGAUCCUCAGAGAGGAACCGUCCAUGGUGGCAUGGUCAGGGAGCUUCUCAUAUCCUUUAAGCGAACAACCGGAGAGAAGCCUGAGCGUAUUAUUUUCUAUAGAGAUGGUGUGAGUGAAGGCCAGUUCUACCAAGUUCUACUGCAUGAGCUUGAUGCCAUCAGAAAGGCAUGCGCAUCGCUAGAAGCAAACUACCAGCCGCAGGUUACGUUCGUGGUGGUCCAGAAGCGCCACCACACCAGGCUGUUUGCGCACAACCACAAUGACCAAAGCACCGUCGACAAGAGCGGCAACAUCCUUCCUGGCACUGUCAUUGACUCCAAGAUCUGCCACCCUACAGAGUUUGAUUUCUUCCUGUGCAGCCAUGCAGGCAUCAAGGGAACGAGCCGCCCCGCUCAUUACCAUGUCCUGUGGGAUGAGAACAACUUCACUGCUGAUGGACUGCAAACCCUCACCAACAACCUCUGCUACACUUACGCGAGGUGCACGCGCUCGGUGUCUAUCGUCCCUCCUGCAUACUAUGCUCACCUGGCCGCCUUCCGCGCUCGCUUCUACAUGGAGCCGGACAGCUCCGACAGCGGCUCCAUCAUGAGCGCGCGCCAGUCCAGCUCGUCGACGUCCCGCAGCACCCGUGCCGCGGGCGCCGGGAUCGUCAGGCCCCUCCCUGCGCUCAAGGACAGCGUGAAGAAGGUCAUGUUCUACUGCUGAUGAUGAUGCUCUACAAUCUACUGCUGCUCUAAAUAAAAAGGGUCCAUGUCUGUCUCACCUGCACCUCAGGUGAUUUCCUCUGUUUGAUCAUGCCGCCUAAGAAUUCAGUGAUGGUGUUGUUGUACUGAUAAUUAAGUAGCACUAGUGCUAUGUGCCCUGCUGCGGCUUCGAACUGUGAGGAUUCCAGAACCAGGUUUCAUUUAAGUACUCUAUUCUAUUUUAUUGUGUGCUUUCUUCAGACUGUAUUUGUGCUAGGAGUAGGAGCCUGUGCCAUGGAAGCUGCAUUGAACUAUUCAUGUGGAUCUAUCUAUUCCCCAAGUACUAUUCUUAUUA
Messenger RNA from Hordeum vulgare subsp. vulgare (domesticated barley), 3497 nucleotides. RefSeq names its product protein argonaute 1D-like. Gene Ontology annotation, molecular function: RNA binding; protein binding. Gene Ontology annotation, biological process: regulatory ncRNA-mediated post-transcriptional gene silencing. Gene Ontology annotation, cellular component: cytoplasm. Lineage: Eukaryota; Viridiplantae; Streptophyta; Magnoliopsida; Poales; Poaceae. The record is from RefSeq and is a predicted model, not a curated record. The transcript has 22 exons. Bases 96 to 3164 code for a protein of 1022 amino acids.